Messenger RNA from Ziziphus jujuba (common jujube), 2081 nucleotides. RefSeq names its product aspartic proteinase A1. The record is from RefSeq and is a predicted model, not a curated record. Gene Ontology annotation, molecular function: aspartic-type endopeptidase activity. Lineage: Eukaryota; Viridiplantae; Streptophyta; Magnoliopsida; Rosales; Rhamnaceae. Bases 318 to 1862 code for a protein of 514 amino acids. Gene Ontology annotation, biological process: lipid metabolic process; proteolysis. The transcript is spliced from 15 exons.
UGUAUUCCAUCAACUCGGACGAUCAUCUCGCUGUUGUUCUUUUUAUUCUUUUUAUUUUUUGUCAUCUUUGACUUCAUUUUCCUCGUUGUUUCAGUUUUCCUUCGUUUCGUCCGUGCUUCCUCUUAGCUACUCUCCAGUACUUUGUUGAUAGGGGCUGAAUGAUCUAUGUUUGGUUGCUGAGAAAGUUUGGGAAAAGAAAAUCAUAGCAUUACAAUUUGAUGUUGUGUUGGACUUAGGGAAAGAACAAUCUGCAACUAUUAAGUUUGGUAAAAUCGUUUGGAUUUUCGGGCCCUACUUGUUACUUAAUAAUUCUCAAAAUGGGCAUCAAAUUUGAAGCCAGUUUGGUUGCUGUACUUCUUUUGUUCAUUCUGUCGCCUGUUGUGUUUUCCUCUCACAAUGAUGGGUUGAUUAGAGUUGGACUGAAAAAGAGACAGUUAGAUCGAAAUGUCCAGAUCCUUGGACAUAAUGAUGCUAAGGGAAAGCAAACGUUCAGAGCUUCUUUUGGAAAGAGUUGUCAACAUGGUAAUCUCAGGAAUUCCCAGGAUGCUGAAAUUGUCGCGCUAAAGAACUAUAUGGAUGCUCAGUAUUUUGGUGAGAUUGGCAUUGGCACACCUCCUCAGAAGUUUACUGUGAUAUUUGACACGGGAAGUUCUAACCUCUGGGUUCCCUCAUCGAAGUGUCAUUUCUCAAUUGCAUGCUUUUUUCACUCCAAGUACAAAUCUAGCUAUUCAAGAACCUACAAGAAAAAUGGGAAAUCUGCAGAGAUCCAUUAUGGAACUGGAGCAAUUUCAGGUUUCUUUAGUCAGGACCAUGUCAAAGUUGGCAAUCUGAUUGUUGAAGAUCAGGAUUUUAUUGAGGCAACAAGAGAACCUAGCAUCACAUUUGUGGCUGCUAAGUUUGAUGGUAUACUUGGCCUUGGAUUUCAAGAGAUUUCAGUUGGGAAUGCUGUUCCUCUUUGGUAUAAUAUGGUUAAUCAAGGUCUUGUCAAAGAACCAGUUUUUUCAUUCUGGUUGAAUCGCAAUAUUGAAGGGGAAGAAGGCGGUGAGAUAGUAUUUGGUGGUGUUGAUUCUAAUCAUUACAAGGGAGAGCAUACAUAUGUUCCUGUGACACAAAAAGGCUAUUGGCAGUUUGAUAUGGGUGAUGUCCUUAUUGAUGGUGAAACAACAGGAUUUUGUGGUAGUGGUUGUUCAGCAAUUGCUGAUUCAGGAACCUCCCUAUUGGCAGGGCCAACGACUAUUAUUACUCAAAUUAAUCAUGCCAUUGGAGCCUCUGGUGUUGUAAGCCAAGAAUGCAAGACACUGGUUGAACAAUAUGGAAAAGAAAUACUUGAAAUGUUGCUGGCUGAGGCACAACCUCAAAAAAUCUGUUCGCAAAUUGGCUUUUGUACUUUUGAUGGAACUCAGGGUGUUAGUAUGGGAAUUGAAAGUGUUGUGGAUGAGAAGAUGGAAAAGACUUCUGAUGGUCUUCAUGACGCCACGUGUACUGCUUGUGAGAUGUUAGUGGUAUGGAUACAAAAACAGCUGAGGCGAAAUAAGACUGAGGAUCAGAUCUUGAAUUAUGUUAAUGAGCUCUGUGAACGACUUCCCAGUCCAAGUGGAGAAUCAGCUGUUGCAUGUAACUCUCUGUCUUCCAUGCCCAAUGUGUCAUUUACCAUAGGCGAUAAAGUAUUUGACCUUGCACCGGAGCAGUAUAUUCUCAAAGUGGGAGAGGGAUUUGAAGCUCAAUGCAUUAGUGGAUUUAUAGCUCUAGACGUGGCACCUCCUCGUGGACCUCUCUGGAUUUUGGGAGACGUUUUCAUGGGUCGAUAUCACACGGUGUUCGACUAUGGGAAUGAAAGGGUCGGAUUUGCUGAAGCAGCUUAACAAUAGAAGUCUCUCUGAUGUUACAUUAUCUUAUUUUCUUUUGCUAAAACUGAUGUUACAUUAUUGUAAUAAAUCCCGUCUGGUGGACAGCAACCUUAACUUUCUAUCUGUAAAUAUAAAUCAAUACGAUGAUUGACAAAUAUAUUUACGUCAACUGGGAACAAUUGAGUAAUGUUAUUGCCUUAUUUCGAGAAGAAAUUUGGUGAUUUAGACUGAUAA